CGGCCUCAGUACCAAUUAUGAUGCUAGUAUGUCGCGGCGGUUUCAUCGUUAAUUUAUUUAGUUAAUUUCAGAACUAUCCACGAGAGCCACACUAACAGGAUUUAAGUGAAUUAUGCUGCAGCCAGACGUGCAUCUUUCUAACAGCCUUUCAGUAAAGGCGGGUAGUGAAUUUCGAUAUGGCUUAAGUUUGAAACAUAUCACUUUCGAGGUGGCUUCGCUGUGGCUACACCAGCGCAACAUACAGCACGUCGCAUCUUAUAGAAAAAAAAAUUAGUUCGACCAAUGCGACAAAACAGCUCACUCGCAGAUGCGAAAACAACUUACACUACUACAAGCGCACACCGUAACUGGGAACGUUCGACAGCUGAUCUGUCAUCGCAGUUUAAGUCAAAAUUUGACCACCAAACUAGAAGGAAGGCUCCUGCAAAUAUAAACUUUGUGAUAAGGCACUGCAGUAAAUCGUGUGACUCAGAAUCGUUUACAGCCCGAUGAAAAGUGCAGGUUGUUUUACGGUCCGUUGCAAUUUGUGUGAUUGAUUGUGGCUGUUGCCAGUGUUUCUGACAUCGAUAUUCCGAUGAUACUAGUACUGCUCGUAUUCUUGUUCGAUAAUACGAGAUCGGCUGCAAGUGUACGUUCCAGCGGUGUCCACAGGUUCUGCAGUGCACCAUUACUGAUAUAAAACAAAAGCCGACGUGGUUUUGAGAAUCGCCGAGCUUAGGCUUAAAUUGAAGUACGUUUGAUUGUAAACGAAAUCCUCAAUCUAAGAGAAUGGCAAGCGCUGGAGAGGGCUCGUCUUCUUAUAACUGGAAUCCAGCCGGAAAUAUCGCUUUUGAGAGUUUUCUUUCACAACUCGCGCAAGUCUCAAUUCAUGCUCCUCACAACUCUGGAAACGAGUCUCGCAGUGUAGGAAUAGUUUCUGGAGCGGUUCGAAGACAGUAUAAUAGACAGAACUGGAAUAACAACCAAAGAAGAAACCGCAACGGAUUCCGGAAUGGCAGCAAUCAAGAACGAAACGAUCCCCCCUUAGAGAGGAACAACCGAACAUUACAACAUCAGCAUCCUCAGCAAAAUUUACGGUUUACUUCACAAGCCUCAAAUCAGGGGACAUCUAAUCAAGGCACCUCUAACAGACACGGAAGUGAAGGAAUAGUUUCGGGAGCGGUUCGAAAGAAACAGAAUAAUAACCGAAGAAAUAACCGCAACAGGGCCCAGUACGGAUUCCUCACGAUACCAAAACGGGAACGGAACGAUACCGGAGGAGAGACUAAUGUGAGCAGCAUGCAGGGAUUAUCGCAACACCAGCAGCAUCCACAGCAAAAUUUUAGUUCGCAAAUGACCACACAAACCCCGAUUCAGAGGACAUCUAAUGAAGGUAACUCCAAUAGCUAUGGGAACGAGUAUCAUAACGAAGGAAUGACCUUGGGACCGGUUCCAAGGAAACGAAAUAACCGAAAAAACAAUCGCAAUCGACGCCAAAAUGGAUUUAACAGAAACCGGGGACAGAACGAUGCCGGGCAAGAAAGUAUUGUUGACAGAAAUAUCGAUGCUCCUAAUAAUAAUCCAAGGGAUACCCAAAUAUCACAUCAUACAAUUCCGCAAAAUGUUACUUCGCAGUUAACGACACAGGCCUUAACCCAGGAAACAUCUCAUGGAAGCGCUACCCAUAGCCACGAAAGUGGAGAGAUAGCUACAGGAGCGGUUAAAAAGAAAACGAAUAAUAACCAACGAAAUAACCAAGGCAACGCGCUCCAUAAUGCAGGAGAUGAGAAUAACGUUAUAGAUACAUCACAACAGCAGAAAAAUGGAAGAGACACUCAAGGCAACAAUGCACGCGAAAAAAAGAAAAAACAAAUGCAGAACAAAUCAAAACUAAAUCGUGCUCGACGUAAAAAACAGGCGGAAAUGAUAACUUCAAAGUGUUCACAGCGAGAGAAACUCAUCCGAGAGCUAAACUCUUCCAAGCUGGAAUGUCUUAUUUGCUGUGAUUUGGUACACCCGAAUCAACCCAUCUGGUCCUGUCCGAAGUGUUACCAUAUUCUGCACCUGCAAUGCAACACUGAGUGGGCCAGCAGUUCAGUUUCGUAUGCAGGUUGGCAUUGUGCAGCUUGUCGAAAUAUUUCAAGGAUUAUCCCUCGAGAAUACUACUGCUUUUGCGGUAAGAAACAAAAUCCUCAGUUCAACAGAAACUUUGUGGCGCACUCUUGCGGUGAGCUCUGUAAUCGUAAAAUGCCUUGCGGUCAUGUUUGCACUUCAAAGUGUCAUCCAGGUCCUUGUACACCGUGCCAUGAGAUAGUUUUGAGUCAGUGCGGCUGUGGCAAAGACACAUUUCUGAUGGAAUGUAACCAGACACUUGAUUUUUCCUGCCAGGCAAUCUGCGAUAAAUUUUUGGAUUGUGGGGAUCACACUUGUCAGCAAGUGUGUCACGGUGGUGCCUGUCAACGAUGCAAGGUAACCGUAAAACGUCUGUGUAAUUGCUCAAAAAAAUUAGUGAGCGUAGUUUGCGGCAAUUGGCGUUCAUACUUAGGGGGCUACCGUUGUGAAACAGCUUGUGGCGCACUACUCAGUUGCGGCCGUCAUAAAUGUGCCGAGGUUUGUCACUUAGGGCCAUGUGGAGAAUGUGCCCCAGCACUUCGCUGUUUUUGUGGAAAAAUGAACUUAUCUUGCAUAAACACUCGCGUAUACCUAGAGGGCUACAGUUGUGGAGCAGUUUGUGACCGACUACUCAGUUGCGGCCGUCAUAAAUGUGCCAAGUUUUGUCACCGGGUACCUUGUGGAAAAUGUUACUGGAUAUGUGAAGUUACUUCGAUAGAUGGAUUAAGGAAUAUGUUUACCUAGUCGAUUUAUGAAUGUACCGUUUAGUCCAUAGAAUAAUCAUUGUAAGAGGUUGUACUCGUUGGGCAUGUAUCCCUCGCGUUAAGAAAAACCUGAGUGUAUUUCUUUCAGCAAGGAAAUAGCCUUGAUGGGUGAGUCGGAGCCUUGUCUAAAUAGAUAUAAAAGUUUAAAACUUUGUUCCAUUUAGGUUCACCAGAACACGCAUGGAACGGUAAAGAUUUGUUUGAUAGAUCGUCGCUGUUGUGCCAUCUUGUAACCAGCGCCAUUUAGCACAUUUCGAGAAAAACGAUUUUCAAAGUUUGAGAUUGAAUAUCUUGAAACUUAUAAAUGGUAUAAACAAUUCAAAAAAACAAUUGAUGCUUCUAUCUAUUCUAUAUUAUUCUCUCAAAUAUUACAAAGAUCGGUUGACUAUAUUGUGAGCUUUUACUAAAAAUGUAAAAAAAGUCGCACUCACACGUGUCAUAGAUGUACAUUGAUGACAAAAUUUGUGGCGUGUCGUAAUCGUGCAUGGAAAAUUUUCCAUACAAGCAAAGCGAGAUGCAUUUUGAAGGAAAUGAGUCAGGGAAUCUAGGAAAAAUAGUACUUUUUGGUUGCAGUGUUGCCAAAUAUGCUAUAUUUCUGUUUCUCAGAGAUGGCUUGACCGAUUUGUACAAACUUAGUCUCAAAUGAAAGGUAUAAUCUUACCAACGGCUGCUAUUGAACUUUUAACUGAUUGGACUUCCGGCUCCGGAGUUACGGGUUGAAGAGUGCGGCCACACAGCAAAUUCCCAUAUAAACAAAUGAAAAAUUCUCAAAGGGGGGUGUAAGGGAAAAUUUCUUAAUCGAAUUUGUAUUUUUGAUGCCAAAUGACUUCAAAAUGCAUGAAAGGUUUGAGAUUUGAUGCAAUCUCGAAAAAAAAACUGCAAAGAUUGACUUUUUUAGAUUUUGGCACAUUUUUGCCUUUCUCAUAUAGAAAGGUUAUGCAAUCACUCUAAAAAUCGCCAACAUUUUUUUUUAUUUAGAGAGCAUUAAAAAAUUUUCAAGAAAACCCUGAGAUGGGAAAAAAAGCCCAAAUGUCCCAGGGAACGGGUUUGGACUGCCAUCACCCGUUCCCGCUAAAAACAAUUGCUCUUAUCCAGAACCUGAUUCCUCCCCGGCACUAUCUUACGGCAUUACUUCGGGGAGGGGGCAUAGCACCCACAUUCAACUAGUUAGUGGUUAGUUCCUUCAGUAGGGUUACCGCCCUACUCCUCGACACACCACCAGUUCUCCACCAUCCACACACACUGGCAAUUUCUGCAUGGCAGUCGGAAAGCUGGCUAUAAGUCGAGACUUAGUGCUCCUCCCCUACGAAGACAAUAUCGGCGGUAAACUUCAGAUCGUCUAAUUCACCGAGCCUCUGGGCUCCCUUAUGCCAUUCAGCAUCACGACUCAGCUCCCUUGUGCCAGUUAGCACCGCAACUCCCUUCUCGUACAAUUCAGCUCCAUUAACUCGUUGAGCUCCCGACUUGUUCGCGAACUACUCGGUCUAGUCCCCGACGGUGGACCUAGCCUACUCCGACAGAAAAUUCCCCGGCGAGAGAAGUUCUCCCGAAACCGAGUCAACAAGCCAGGUGUCAAAGUCAGUUCGGUGAUUCCAGUGGAGCGGGGCGUCCGGUUCGCUGGUGCCCCGAAGACCCGCGACUGGUGCUGUGUAGUCGCGGUCUACUCAGUCUGUGAAUCUAGCUUACGCCGACAGAGAGUUCCCCGGCGAAGGAAAUUCUCCCGAUACCGAUUCUUCUUUGGUUUUAAUACCACAAUUUGUUGAGCUCUUUGGCUCUCUCUCGUUCCAUUUCGCUCUACUUUCCCGGUGAGCCAUUCAGCUCCCGCCCUCACUUGUUCGCGAACUACUCGUUCAAGUUCCCGACAAUGGAUCUAGCCUUCUUCGACGAAGAUUCCCGGCGAAGGAGGUUCUCCCGCAACCGAGCGGUAGAUUUCUUCUGAUACCGAUGUUCGUUUCCGUAAGCUCUCCGCGUCGUCCCGAUCUACUCGAUCUAGUCCCCGGCGGUGGAUCUAGCCUACUCAACCGGCCAGCCAGCAGGUUCUGAGGUUCAUCCGGUUAUUCCGCUUGGAGCUUAGCUUCCAGUUCACCAGUGCCCCAACGACCCACUGUAAGCUGUGCAGCGCGGUCUACUCGGUAUAAUCCCCGGCGGGGGAUUUAGCCUACUCACAACCUACUCGGUAGGGUGUCGAGGUCGGUCCGGCGAUUCCGGCUCACAGGCGCCUCGACGACCCAAACUCGGUGCUAUGUCACGUACUAAUCAACGGGUCCCCGGCGGUGGACCUAGUGUACACAGUCGGAGAGUUCCCCGGCGGUGGAAUUUCUCUCGAAACCCGAUUUGUGGCUUCUAGUUGGUCCCUUCGCUCCUUCCUCUGCAGCUCGGAGAGUAUGCUCGUAACCACUCUGUUCACAGCGUCCCAGGUAUGUUCGUCGUGGCACAUUUCUUCGAUGAUAUUGUGCACUGUCACACCAGAUAUACCCCUACGAGCAUUCGGAGACCAUGUGUACCGAUGUCUCCUACACAGUCGCACCCCGGAGUGGGGUGACGAAGCAUGUCCAAACCGAUGCAAGUACUUCCGGAAGCAUCGGUGCCCGGACAAAAACUGCGUCAAAUGGAAGUUCACCUCACCUGUGCAGCCAAGCCGACAUAAUUGGGAUGAGUCGGUGGGUCCACCUGCCUUUCUCCGCGUUGUCCCACUCCUACUGCCAUUUAUCCAACGACUCCACUCGGACCAGUCUCCUUACGUUACGUGCAUUUCUCCGCUGAUAGCAUUCCACGUCCUCCGCCAGGGUGAUGCAGAUGGGGAUCAUCCCGGCGAUAACGCAUAUUGCCUCAGACGAUAUUGUUCUGUAGGCACUCGCGACUCGUACAGCCAUCAUCCGGAAUGUCCUGUUCUGCUUUUCACGGUUCCACUUGGUUUUCAGCGGAGUACCCCAGGCAGGAAACCCCAUAUCGGAGUAUCGAUAACGUAACAGUAGAUAGCAGACGUCUCACCCAUCACCGUUAGUGAAACGUCGUCCGCGAAACCCACGAUUUUCACUUUCCUGGGCAGCUGCAACGUUUAGAUUCCAUAGUACAUCCCGUUCCAAAAAGUUGGACCGAGAAUGGAGGAACGCCCGCUGUGACUCACAUUGACUUCUGCCCUUCGCUCGUCUCGUACAGCAGCACUCUGCUCUGAAAGUAGCUCUUCAGGAUCUGGCAUAGAUAGUCGGGAACCCUCAUUCUAGGCAGCGCUGCAGCGAUGGCUUCCCAGCUGGCACUGUUGAACACGUUCUUAACAUGGUGACCACAGCGCAGUUUCGAUCUCCUUUUCGCUUCUAUUUAGGUGACUUCUCAGCACUCUCGAGCACUAUCCGAAUUGCAUCCACUGUCGAUGCUCCUUUGCCGAAUCUAAACUACAUCUUGGACAGUGCACACUCACCUACCGUGUAUUUCGUCAACCUGUUAAGGAUGAUCGUUCCCAGAAGUUUUCCGAGUGUAUCCAGCAGGCAUAUGGGCCUGUACCAGGGCGGAUCGCCAGGUGGCUUCCAUGGCUGUGGCAGAAACACCAGCUUCUGGACCUUCCACAUUUCGGGGAAGUUUCCUUCUUUUAGGCACUUCUGCAGAACUAUCUUGAACAUGUCCGGAUAUACCAGAAUCGCAGCUUUCAGCACCACGUUUGGUAUUCCAUCCGGACCAGGGGCUUUCUUUGAUUUCAGGCUCUUCGAUGCUUCUGCGAGCUCGUCGUUAGUCACUUGCAGAUCCGUGUUUGUUCCUUUUUCUUCGUCGUACGGUGUCGGUGGCCAUAUCGUUGAAUCGUGCUUCGGGAAUAGACCGUCGACGAUUAUCUUCAGCUUGCUCGGCCACAUUUCGGCUGGCGUCUUCAUUUUCACCAUCACGGCUCGGUAUGCGUCACCGGUAUGUGGGAUUGGCGUCUACUUCUUGGCACAGCUCCUUGUGGCAAUCUGACUUGCUUGGUCUGAUCUCCCGUUUUAAAGCGGAUCUAGCUUCACGAAAUGCUGCCUUACGCUCUUCUCCAUCUGGCUCCGACAUUGCUCUUUGAGCCCGCCUUCUAGUUCUGAGACAAGCAGCGCGUAGCGUACUAAGCGUAUCGUUCCAUCAGUAAGCUGGACGCCGUUUAUUGCGUGGUUCCAGUUUUCGAGGCAUUGUGGCGUCACAUGCCGCUACAAUUCUUCUUGUUAGGUUAGCCGCAUCCACGUUUUCGGUCCCGCCGUUCGGCCGAACUAUCUCAACGAAGAUGUCUUUGUUGAAGGCUUUAGUCUUCCACUUUCGCUCACCGGUCAUCCUUCUACGUACUGCAGUGGAGUUCCGUUGACCGAUACGGCAGCGAAUCGCCUGGUGGUCGCUAUGCGUAUACUAUACGUAUACUGUCCAAUACAUGUCCGCCGUCAGUGAAGGACUACAGAAUGUGACGUCGAUGAUGGACUCCCUCCCGUCUCUCCGAAACGUGCUAACAGAAUCUUCAUUGUACAAUCGUACGUCUAACUUCGCUAGAGCUUCCUGCAGGAUACACCCUCUGGGGUUGGUUACUCUACUGCCCCACUCCACAGCACGGUCGUUGAAGUCACCACCAAUGACUACCGGCUUCCGACCGAUCAACUGCACGGUUAACUGCUCCAGCAUUAGGCUGAACUACUCUACUGUCCACUUUGAAGGAGUGUAACAGCUGCACACGAAGACGCCGUUGAUUUUGGCAAUCACAAAGCCAUCGUAUGAGUGUUCUAUCACUUCUUGAACAGGGAAUCUGCCCAUAACCUCCAUUACCGUUGGCCUGCAAUCGCCUUCUUUUAGGCAGGGCCUUUAAGGCCACCCGUCUAAUGGUCGUUUCCGUCCGCUGGGGUGCAAGGCAAGCACUUCGACCUAUGCGUGCAGUCUCUCGCAAGAUGACCCGUCUCCCCGCAUUUCCAGCACAUCCCGGAUCUAUCCGGGCCUUUGCAAGCCCCUGCCAAAUGUCAAAAGCCCAAACACUUGAAUCAUUUCUCCGCUUGUUUAUUCACUCGUAGGGCGGCUCCAGUGCCGUAUCAGCAGCGGUUAUCGGUAAACGAAUCAUCGCUGUGUGUGUAUGUGUGUAUGUGGAAAUAAAAUGUCCCCUCUGUUUCUCAGAGAUGGCUGGACCGAUCUGCACUAAUUUAGUCUCAAAUGAAAAGUACAACCUUCCCAUCGGCUGGUAUUGAUUUUUUUAUUGAUUGGACUUCCGGUUCCGGAGUUACGGGUUGAAGAGUUCGACCACACUGUAAAUUCCCAUAUAAACUAAAAUAAAAAAUUCUCAAUGGGGGGUAAAAAUCGAAUUUGUAUAUUUGAUGCCAAAUGACUUUAAAAUGCAUUGAAACGUUGAGAUUUGCUGCAAUCUCGAAAAACAAUUUUUUGACGAAAAUUUACUUUUUUUGGACUUUGGCACAUUUUUGCCUUUCUCAUAUAGAAAGGUUAUGCAAUCACUCUAAAAAUCGUCAACCUAAUUCCGGCCAAAACUUUUUUUGACUUAUAUAAGCUUAGGUAGGAGUAUGCAGUGAAGGGGUGCUACUUUAAAAUUAAAACUUGUUUUAAAUUUCCUAGCAAGUUGAAAUUAUCGGCAGGGUCCGGAGCCCCCGGAUCUUUCUCCUUGAUCCGCCGGUGGUUUCAAGCGAUGUUCCAGCGUCUACACAUAGUGUCUCGAGAUCGUGACCUUCGAUCUAUUGUAUGUAUGUGCAAAUCUUACUGAAUAUGUUUUAUACAUUUCCACCAUUGAAUUGAGCAUAACCAGUCAUGAAAUCGUAGUUUGGACAAAUCAGAAAGGCACAAUUGCACCACUAGGUGGAAUAAAACAGGUUUUUCAGAUAGCUUUACAUAGAAAAACGUCUAGUACAUCAAGAUAACUUAACACAGUCAUUUGAAGCUAAAAACUCACAUUUCUCGCUAUAUCUCAUUAACCAAGCAAUUCUAAAAAUGACACCCAAAAUGGCGUUUGUCAUAAGAUAGCAGAACAGCGACGAUAUAUGGCAUUAAAAUACUGAUGAUGUAAAUGAUGUAUUUGUCUGAAAUUAAAUAUCACGAUUAGGGUGCGAUCAAAAAUUGGCUUUCGAUUCUGAUAUCAAUCGCAUUGUAAAACAUUAAUUUAUUAAUUAUGUAACUCUAUUUAGAAACUUUUGUAUUUAUUUUUUAAUUUACGUGACUUUCUAUUUAGAAACCAUUCAUAAAUUACGAAGCGCAAAAAUUGUCCAAAGCGCUACGUAAUUUAUGAAUGGUCCCUUAUUCUACGCUCGAAAGAAAUUUAAAUUGCUCUUGCGAUCGCUUCCUCCGAUAUAGCAUUAAUGUUUCUGGAUGGCUGGCGGACAAACGGCUCAUUCUGCCCUGAAAUAGCCACUUGCACUUGCGGAAAAAGCUAUUCAGUCAUUAUUCGGGCAUAAGCAAAGUGCCGAAGGAACUAAGGGUUAAAGCAUGUAAAAUUGUAUGAUCAGUCAGAAAAUUACGAUGCGAUAUUUUUUACGUUAACUCAUAUUUUCAGGUGAUUAUAGUCGGGAUUUCUUUUUUCUUUCUUUCAAGAUUAACAAACAUUUUGGGUGAAUAAUAAAACAAAAUUGGGAUUUUUUUCUAAUAACCUAAGUGUGUCUUUACUUUUUUUAUUGUAUUUUAUAUAUAACUUCAAAUUGCGGCAAAAGAAAAAAACACAUUCAAUCGGUCCGCUCAAAUUUAUACAUUAUACACUAGAAUAUUGCUUUUAAUAAUCAAUACAAACAUCACAUUUAACCGUAUAAUUAUAUAUCCAUACAUCAACAAAGUUUACAUAAUUUUGUAGAUUAUCUAAUAAAUAAAAUGUUUU
Messenger RNA from Topomyia yanbarensis, 9648 nucleotides. RefSeq names its product transcriptional repressor NF-X1 homolog. The record is from RefSeq and is a predicted model, not a curated record. The transcript has 2 exons. Bases 769 to 2835 code for a protein of 688 amino acids. Lineage: Eukaryota; Metazoa; Arthropoda; Insecta; Diptera; Culicidae. Gene Ontology annotation, cellular component: nucleus. Gene Ontology annotation, biological process: negative regulation of transcription by RNA polymerase II. Gene Ontology annotation, molecular function: DNA-binding transcription factor activity, RNA polymerase II-specific; RNA polymerase II transcription regulatory region sequence-specific DNA binding; zinc ion binding.